This is a messenger RNA of Telopea speciosissima, 1474 nucleotides long. RefSeq names its product CBL-interacting serine/threonine-protein kinase 11-like. Gene Ontology annotation, molecular function: ATP binding; protein kinase activity. Gene Ontology annotation, biological process: protein phosphorylation; signal transduction. The coding region runs from base 118 to 1458 and encodes 446 amino acids. The transcript has a single exon. The record is from RefSeq and is a predicted model, not a curated record. NCBI's taxonomy places the organism in Eukaryota, Viridiplantae, Streptophyta, Magnoliopsida, Proteales, Proteaceae.
GAUCGUUUCGGAGCUUUACGAACCUUGCAUAUAGCACUUCGAGCGUUUGAUUUCGCUCGUAAGGUUCAUGCUAUUGAAGUUCAUUCAAAUUUAAAUAGGUUCGGUCUCUGGUUUUCUAUGCCAGAGAUCGAACAGCUCGACGGUGAUGCAGAGCCGGAAAUCGGCGCCGGCGAAUUAUCACCACAUAAUGCGUUGUUUGGCAAAUAUGAGCUUGGAAAGCUUCUCGGUUGUGGAGCCUUUGGUAAGGUCUACCAUGCCAGAAACAUUCGAACAGGACAAAGCGUCGCCAUUAAAGCGAUCAGUAAGCACAAGGUUAUUAAGGGAGGUCUGGUCCCUCACAUCAAGCGUGAGAUCUCUAUCAUGCGCCGUAUGCGACAUCCGAGAAUCGUGAAGCUCUUCGAAGUUCUCGCCUCCAAAACUAAGAUUUAUUUCGUACUGGAAUUCAUCAAGGGCGGUGAGCUUUUCUCUAAGAUCGCUAAAUGCCGCCUCAACGAGGAUCUUAGCCGUCGGUACUUUCAGCAAUUGAUCUCCGCCGUUGGAUACUGCCAUUCCCAUGGUGUCUUCCACAGAGAUCUCAAACCAGAGAAUCUCCUCGUCGAUGAGAACGGAGAUCUCAAGGUUUCCGAUUUCGGACUCAGCGCCGUAACCGAUCAGAUCAGAGACGACGGCCUUCUACACACCCUUUGUGGCACACCGGCUUAUGUGGCACCAGAAAUUCUUGCGAAGAAAGGUUACGAUGGAGCUAAGGUGGAUAUCUGGUCAUGCGGUAUUAUUCUCUAUGUCUUGAACGCUGGUUAUCUCCCCUUCAACGAUCCAAACCUCAUGAAAAUGUACAAGAAGAUCUACAGAGGAGAAUUUCGGUGUCCGAGAUGGUUUUCGUCGGAGCUCCGACGAUUGUUGUCUCGGCUCCUUGAUACGAAUCCGGAGACUCGAAUCACUGUCGAUGAAAUCAUCCGCGAUCAUUGGUUUAAAAAGGGAGGGCUUAAACAGCUGAAAUUUCACGAAGAAGAAGACGAUUUCUUCGCUCUAAAAGCUGAUAAAGACGAACAGAGCAACCAAUUCUUGAACGCCUUCGACAUAAUCUCCUUCUCUUCGGGCUUCGAUUUGUCGGGUCUAUUUAAUGAAUCCGAUAACCCAAUCGAUGGGGAGAGAUUCGUAUCAGCAGAGUCACCGGAGAGAAUAAUCGAGAAACUAGAGGAAGUUGGGAAACGAGAAGGGAUAUCGGUGAAGAGGAAGAAAGAGUGGCUAAUCGGAAUGGAAGGGCAAAACGGUAAUUUGAUGGUCAGAAUCGAGGUGUACCGGUUGACCGAUACUCUGGUGGUGGUGGACGUGAAGAAGAAGGGCGGUGAUGUAGAAUCUAGCGAAGGGGUCUGGAGUACAAAGAUUCGGCCGGAGCUGUGCGCCCUGGUUUACCGACCGGAAACACCAGUUCCCGGUGACACUGCUUCUACAGCAUAACAAUGUCCGGUGAGAC